GGGACUUUUCAGUUCCGCAGAAAACUUUACUUCCUUAUUAGAAUUCUACGUAAUGUUUGUAAACAUUACCAUUAAGUGUUGCACGCCUUGAGUAUUUAGACGAAGUCAAAUCUGAUGAAGGUGGAUCUAUGUCAUGAAUUCAUGAUAAUACAAAUGGAUACAAAAUGUAAAGAUUGUAGGUUCUUCGUUGAAGGAAAACAAAAAAGAUAAUAGAGAAUAUGUAAAACGUACGGAACGCGUUUCAAAAUGGUAUAUUGUCAAAGAAAACAUACCUUAAACAACAUAGACUGUGUAGAGAAAUUUGAGAUGUAUUUUCUUAAUCAGUCACGGCUGCAUUCAGCAACGAUACCAGAUAGAUGUUAUGAAGACUUCAUGGAAAAGAUCAAAAGCCUUUUACUUGUGCACGCAGGGUUUGCGUGUUUUACGCACGAGUCGAAUCUUACUAUUAAAUGUAUCAACGAAAUCAGUGUCAAACAGUACAUACAUAUGGCGCAAUUUCCGAGAAUCACCGACUCAAUGUGGUUUGUUAGUUAUGGAUUUUCUUGUUCUGCUCAAACUGUCAGUUAUGUGAUUGUGGUAACGGCAAAGAACACUGGAAUCUUUUGUAUCGAUGCUGAUAAUAUAAACAGUUCAGAUGUUUUAUUGUCAAUCAGUUUUAGCUUUGUGCUUUCUAACUGUGUGCGUCUUGCGACUAUUGGUCUUGACCUAAACCUAUUGAGUACUUUCCAAACUGUCAACUGCUAUAAACAGGCUUUAUUUAAAAAAUGUCCUUUUGAUUUUUCUAUAUCAACAAAAUUGAGAGACAAUGUCAACUGUAAUUAUGAACUUGAAACGACUGGCUAUUGUACGAAGAAGCAUAACUUUUUAACUUUGGAAUCGAAAGGAAUAAAUGGUUUGAAACGAUAUUCAAUUUCAGCAUGGUACCAACAACCCUUGCAUUCAGUAAUGACUAAUGUGGAUAAGACUGAGAUUUUACAGGAUGUUGAAAAAGAAUUGGAACUACAAAUAGGCAUGAAGCAAGAAAUGGAAAUGGCGCUGAGGAUCUUAGAGAAGAAUAUACAUGAAAAACAGGAUACCAUGAUCUCAUUACAAAAACAGCUGGAGGAAAUCACAGCUAUUUACUUAGAAAUGUACCAAAAACUACAGAAUCUAAAAUUUGCCUGCCUGGUUAGAAGUGGAGAAACAUCAGCUGCUGAGAUACUAUCAUCAAAGAAAAGAAGUGAAAGCUGCUAUGACAUUAUCAUGAUACUUACAAAAGAGGAUGAUCAUGUGUGUUCAGCAUUUAGUGAACAGACUGAAAGAAAAGAAUUAUGGAAUCUAGUUAUCACCAAAGACCAUACUGAGACUGUUAUAAGCACCUAUGCUAUAAUUAAAGGUUUAUCAUUAUGUAACCUGACAUCUUCUACAGAAAUUUUAUCAAGUGACUGUUUUAUAGAAAAACAUGAAACUGAUCACAUACACAUGUGUCAUUCAAAAUCUGUUGCAGAAUAUAUAGAUCAUGACCUGAAAAGAAACAAUAUGCAACAAAAAGAGUUACAUAAAGGGAUGAUCUCAAACAUGAGAAGGAAUGUUUUAAAUUCAAUGAAUAUUAAAUGUUUAUUGGUUUAUACAUGUGAUGAUGGAGAAAUCAAAAUAGAGAUAGUUCAACAACAGAAUAAAGAAUUAGUUGUUAGUGUCAUUAGCAAUAUUUUUUUUCAAUUCCCACAAACAUAUGACAUAUUUAAUAUAAGUUUUAAUGUACUUUAUUUAUUGAUAUUGCCAAAAGUGUUGGGGUUUGGAUUAUCAAGCAACGACAACAUGUCACUUAUGAACAGUCGUUGUAUUGACCAGAUGUCUAUAAAUGAAAAAAGCAAAAGUGGACAAGAAAUAAAUAGAAAUAGGAGACAAUGUCUUAAUAUUCAAAUCUGUACUGACAUCAUGCAUUACAAUGCUAAAGAAGUUAUACAUUGCUGUGAUUAUUCAGGCCUUGGAAAGUGUUUAUUUGAAGAAUCAAAACAACUGAGAAGUGUUGCAUACCUCUUGGUUAAAUUGUGUGAUGGUCUAGUUUUACAUACUAAAAAAGACUUGUGGAGUUAUAAUCCUGUGGAAAGCAGAGAUUUUUAUGCCUGGGAGCAGUUAUUGGCUGUUUUUCAAGAUUAUUCUGAACAUAUUCCAUGUAUUCAGGCUUAUGGAAGCCUAAUGAAAAAAGAUACAGUCCAAAGAGUUAGUAAUACAUUAGUUUGUCAUCAAAUUGUACUACUGAUAGAUGAAAGAACCAAUGCAAGAGUUUUACAGGGCUAUAAGGAAAAUGGCAUUUAUCAAGGGUUACCUCUUGAACUCUCAAAGAACUGGUGUCAUAAUUUAAAAGAGAGUGAAACAGAUCAAGAUGCAGAAGAAAUGAGUGAGAAGCAUUUGGAAAAUGAGAAACGAAAUUUGCAAGAAAAUGAUAUUGCUCAAUCAGAAAUAAUAACUAUAGAUCCAUUUCCAGAUUUAUUUAACUUACUUGAAAACGUGACAGAUUUAAUGCAAGAUUUACCAGAACUGCACACGGAAAAGUUGGUACUAGAGGAAACAUAUGAAGACGAUUAUUACAUAUCAAUUAUAAACAGACCAAACACCAUGGUAUAUGCAAAAGAGGAAGAUAAUGUCAUGGAAACAGAUUCACUUCCUUCAAGUUUAUCAGAAUCAUUGUUAUCCUCUAGCUGUUCAGACGAUACUUCAUUAGAUAGUGCUGAUGCAACAUUUGAUGAAAAUGACAUGGAAUAUCCCCUCUCAAAUGCAAAUUCAAAGUAUAAAUGUUCUACUAUCGAAUCCUCAUACCAAGAUAUUCAUGCCAGAGGGGUCAACAGUAUUAAGGAGGAGAAAAGAUUUCCAAUUGAAUUAGAAAAUGUUAAAAAAAUCCUUUUAACAAAUCAAGGCAAUGAGUUCCGUUUUGAUAGUAAAACACAAUCAGAUGACACACAACAAAGAUCAAAUUUAGAUGUUUCCCAGUCAAACAUUUUGGAUUUAGAUCUCUUAGAAAAUGUAUUAUCUAAAGGUACAACAGAUAUUUUUCUUGUCAAUCAGCAACCCAAGUCAGAAGACACGGUGCACACAAAAGAUGUUCAAAAUGAUUCUAAGAAAAUACAUCAGUGCUUGUCAGCUUGUAUAGAUUUUCCACAAAUCAGUAGUGAAAACUAUGUAAAAAGUACAUUUGCAAGCUUAUAUGAACAACAAAAUUACUGGCAUAGUUCCAGUAAGCUAACUGAAAAAAUACUUUUCUCUUAUCAAAAUAUAUUCAAAAGUACUUUACAUUGUCAAGAAUUAGAACCAAGUCAUAAGAGGCAUGUUGAAAUCAACAUAAAUCAGAAUGAACAUUCAUUUCAAUUAAAUGAAGCAAAGAUUCAUCUUGGUCAUACAAAACUAUCCAGCUCUUUAGAUAUCAAGGAGUUCAUGGAUUUUUUAAAGCAUGACAAAAAUGUAAAAGCUAAUAUCAAUGAAGCGAAAAAGCAACUGAAACACUAUCUAGUGGCAUUUAAUGUCAAAACAAUUGAAGAAUCAAGAAAUGUAAGAAAAAGCAAGAGGAAACGUAUGUACAAACGAGCAAGACGACAGACGUUAAGUAAUCUUAUGAAGCAGUUCUUUCAGAACUUUGAUGACAAUUUUUGCUAUAAAACUUUGUCAGUAUCCAGAAAGAAAACAUUGAAUCAGAUUUUUAAUUAUCUUCCAGUUAGGUGGGACAGUGAGUUUGUAGUCUGUCCAAUUCAUGGUCUUAAACAAUAUUUUGAGCAAAUGUCAGUUCCUGUUUCAUCUAGGCCUGCACAUGCUGAAACAAUGAAAUUUGAAUGGGUGCGUGUCCGAAGCUUCUGGUCAUUCCCUUCUAACAUUAGAGUUUCACCCAUAGCAAUGGCACGAGUUGGGUUUUAUUACACAGGGAAAUGUGCUGAGUGCAGAUGUUUCUGCUGUGGAAAAGUAUACAGAGAAUGGAGAGAUGGGGAUGACCCUUAUCUUAUUCACCAACAGAUUUCACCAAACUGUUUCUAUCUAAAUGGAAUGGAAAGUGGAAAUGUGCCUAUCCAUGAGGAAGAUAGAAUUAAACCAAGACAUCUAGUUGAGCAGACCCUGUACUCAGCCAAUGCACCAGGAGAUAAUGCUCAGGCUGGGGCACUACCAGGCCUGACUAAUUCAGAGCUUUCACAGAUUCCUGUACCACAAAUUCCUGUUACACAAGAGAGACCAUUUGGAAGUAGUCAGAGUGGUGACUUUACUUUCAGACCUCCCGAGAGUACACAGUCAGGUCCAUCAAGCCAGCAGACAGUAAUAAAUCAACCUUUACCUGGUUACUUUGCACAGACACAACAGACUAGCCAAAAUACUAACCAACCAACACCAGCUAGUUUGCCAUCAGUACAGCAGGGCUCUACUCCAGUACAAAAUGUUCCAUCCACACCACAAGGUUCUGGUCCCUCUUCCUUGCAGAACCAACCUGCAAUACAAACGUCUAUUACUGUUGGAGAACAAAGUAGGGAGGAGUCAACACAACCUUCAAUUGGCAGUGGAACCAUAGCAGGAUCACAAGAAUCUUCUUCAGCAACAGUAUCUAUAGGUCCAUCAAUACAGCCUCCAGCAACAGCUACCACAACAAGUGGUAACACAAGUACAACAAGCAGUACCACAUCCCAACCACCCCCUGCCCCUGCCACAACUACAACAAGCACCACUGGUACAACAGGAAGCUCCAGUAGUUCUACAGCAGUUACAGAGCCAUCCAGAAGCAGAUUUGAUCCGUUAGGUAUUAACUUUGAGAAACCAAGAUACCCAGCCUAUGCAGUGCUGACAGUGAGAAUUAACACAUACAACGGUUGGCCUAAUUAUUUAGAUCAGACACCAAGAGUGAUGGCAACAGCUGGAUUCUUUUAUGCAGGUUAUGGUGAUUAUACAAGAUGCUUUUUCUGUGGUGGUGGACUGAGGAACUGGGAAGCUGGAGAUGAUCCCUGGGUUGAGCAUGCUAGGUGGUUUCCUAAGUGUGCAUUUUUGAGACAGAAUAAAGGAGAUCAUUAUGUCAGGAUGGUACAAACUAGACAUCAGGAAGCGGAAGCUUCUAACCAGCCAAUACAGUUACCUAGACAGCUGUCUGUCCUUGAUGAAGGAAGACCUGCUAACAUCAUGUCAUCCAUUCCUGUCCAGACAUUAAGAGAAAUGGGGAAAGAUGAUACCAUAAUAAAUCAGGCUAUAGAUCGAUGGAGAUCCAAUAGACAACAGACCGGAAGAUCACAUGACAAUGCAGAGCUACAGGCAACAGAGAUCUAUGAAGUUAUCUUACAAAUAGAGGAAGAGCAAGAACAAGGAGCAUCAGCACUGCCCACAACUGGACAACAAUUGGCCCUAACACAUCCCACUAAUCAAGUUGUGUCACAAACAAGUGUGGCUAUAGCAGAAGAAACAGAACAACCAACAGGAGCUGAAGGCACCACAGAUGAUCUGUCCUAUUUGGAAGGAUUUGAAAAAGUAUUGGAGGAAUAUGAAGAGCAGAAGGAUAAAUUGACCUGUACCAUAUGUAUGGAGAACCCAGUAGCUAUUGCAUUCCUACCUUGUGGUCAUCUUGUCUGUUGUCUGGAUUGUGCACCUGCCAUGAGAAAGUGUCCUAUUUGCAAUGAACUUGUUAAAGGGACCAUCAAAACCUUCUUCCCCUGAUGCUUCUUGAAACCCAUCUAGAAGAGAUUUCUCUGGAAGAAAAUAUUACAUGGUUUGCAGUUUUGGCCUUUAUGACCACAGAUGAGCUGCAUACUGUUAGGUUUCAGCUUGCACUUGAUCGUCUCUCAGAGAGAGGAUGAUUGCCUUUGGCCUUAUUUAACUGGUCAAUGAUAGAAAUUAAUUUGUAACGUAUUCAAUUUCUGAUUUCUUAUUUAGGCUUUUUAAUAAUCCUGUUCCCGAAAAGUUUGAUAUAUGUUAUAUAAAGUUGAUCAC
Messenger RNA from Mytilus trossulus (common blue mussel), 5925 nucleotides. RefSeq lists its product as uncharacterized. Gene Ontology annotation, biological process: positive regulation of protein ubiquitination; negative regulation of apoptotic process; regulation of cell cycle. Gene Ontology annotation, cellular component: cytoplasm; nucleus. The record is from RefSeq and is a predicted model, not a curated record. Gene Ontology annotation, molecular function: cysteine-type endopeptidase inhibitor activity involved in apoptotic process; ubiquitin protein ligase activity. The coding region runs from base 247 to 5652 and encodes 1801 amino acids. Lineage: Eukaryota; Metazoa; Mollusca; Bivalvia; Mytilida; Mytilidae. The transcript is spliced from 19 exons.